CCUGAGCCAUGACCUGGACCUGAGCCAUGACCUGGACCUGAGCCAUGACCUGGACCUGAGCCAUGACAUGGACCUGAGCCAUGACCUGGACCUGAGCCAUGACAUGGACCUGAGCCAUGACCUGGACCUGAACCAUGACCUGAGCCAUGACAUGGACCUGAGCCAUGACCUGGACCUGAGCCAUGACAUGGACCUGCUCACUGAGAACCACAAGGCUGCACAGCACAAGUGCAGGCUCAGCAGGAGCAGGCCCUUGGAGAGGAGAUGCAGAAACUGCAGAAGGAGGUGAGCUGUCUCCAGGGCAGCCUGAGUCAGAGAGAGGAGGACAUGGAGGCACAACUACAGCCAGCUACAGCAGGAGAGGGUCAGCCUGCUCACACAGGUGGUGGAGUGGGACGAGCAUGUGCUGCGUCUGUGUGCCCAGGCGGUGGUGUUGCAGGGGGGAGCUGAAGGCCCACAGUGCCCAGCUGGAGAGCGGGGAUGGUGCCCUGAGCCAGCACCUCCGAGACACCCAGAGAGACCUGGAGUCCAGCCGCAAACACAGCCAGGAGUGUGAGAUGGUCAUCAGCACUAUGAGAGACAGCACUGCCGCACUGAGAUGACAGGUCGGACAGUCAGUCAGUCAGUCAGACCAGUUAGGUCAGUCAGUCAGGCCGAUCCUCAUCUACAGGGAUGUAGCUUCCCAAUGACGGACUCGUCCAAAGACACAGACAAACCCUGUCACGCUGUGCUAAUCACUCCCUUUCCACUACAAACAUAGAUUAACAUACUAGUCCACUCAGUGGUUUCCCUCUACAUAGUCAGCCCACUCGUCCUGCUCACUACCCCUGCUACUUAGAACAGUGCCAGUCAUGCGGUGAAGUCAAAGCCAGUCAAGUAGUACUAGCACUGUAGUAUACCCAACUGGCCUCUCAGGUGAGUGAAGCUACAUGCAGGUCAGUUGUCGUGCCACACCUCUGUAGGUAAGGCUCCAUCUCUGCUGCUGAUCUGUAAACGGGUGGAGUCAGACAGGGUACAACACACUGGGAGUCGGAGGCCUGGGGACCUCUGGAAGUGUUUUCACUGAUUCCUAUUGAUCGGCUUCAUGGCCCCCAUACAGGAGGAAACACAAUGAGAAAACACUGGCAGUGUGAGCUCCCUGGACAGCACAGAGCACAGCACACAGCACAGAGCACCACCGUUAAUGGCUGGCAGGAGGAAGCAGAGAGGAGGGGGAAGACUGGAUUACAUGGGCAGAGCAGUGGAGAGGAAGGAUUGAUGUUUGGACUUGUUUGGGUGUGUGUGGUUGUGUGCAUGCAUGUGUGUGUGAGACACGGGGUGGUUGACAGCUCCAUGCACGGAAGAAGCAAAGUGGAAAAUCAUGCUGGGGAUGCGAUAUGUGGCUGAAAUAAUAGCGGCCGUGCCCAGUGGAGCUCAGCGUUUAUGUGGUGUGGGGGUGGCUGGAGAUGCAGUUGGGCAUUUACCUCCUUCUGUGAGCCCACAAUGGAGGCGCCGUUCCCGUCACCUUCAGCUCUUACCCCCACACCCCACCACCUGGGUCCCUAACAACACCCCCUCCCACACAGCAGAGCUCCAUUGGUAACACAGAGGCUCUCAAUCACACACACAGUAUUGAUCUCUCCCAUCCUCAGCUGGGUCCUUAGUGCACACAGCGCGACACACCACCCGCUCGGUUCAGACUUUUAAGUGAUCACUUCCUGCCAAGUUAUUUUUUCACACCAGUGUUUCUUUACCUCUUUCCCAAGUUUACAUUUGUUGUCUGGAAACUGGGGUGUGUGUAUGUCUGUGUGAGAGAGGGAGAGAGAGUCUGAUUUCAUUUAAUGAGCCGAUCGCUCUGAGUCUGCUGUGAGACAUCAAUACAACCAGCUGAUUUCACCACCUCUCACUCCAUCUUCAUCCUGCCUGUAACGGGCCCUGGCUUUAUGAACACUAUAGACACGAGGUAGUGAAGGCUGUCUGGAAAACAUAGACAACAAAUAACAACAGUGGGUAAUGAGAGGAACACCAUAUUCAGAUAGAUAUAUUAGCCUCAUAAACUUUGAGGCCAUUUGGGAGUGUUUUAUAAGUGCAGCAGCACAAAGUAAUCCUGACAAACCACCGACACCCAAUUGGACAUUUUGACUGUGUGCGUGUGCGUGUGUGUGUGUGUGUGCCCCUCAGACAGGCCAACUCAUCUGUGAGAAGCAGAAUGUGCUCCAGUCACGAGCCAUCAGGCCCAGCAUCGUGCAGACGGGGGAGACUGAGGGGAAACGUUCUGUUUGCCUGUCUCUGUUUCAUUAGCGUGAACUCACCCAGCACCUCAGCCCCAAACUUAGUCUCAUAGUGACCCCCGGCCUGCCUCACCCACAGUCAGAUAGGAGGACCCCAUGCAGUCUGCCCUUCAACCAUAGUCUCACAGAGCUCCAGCCAGUCCUUCUGUCUCUACCUCGCAACACUCAACUACACAACACAGGAAGGAAAUGGGACGAGAGACCUACUACAUUUACAUUUACAUUUUAAAGUCAACCGCAUGACAGUGGUUCUGUACCGGUCUGUCAACAGAUAUAUCUGUGCGCUAUGUUUGUUCCUGUGUGCCUCUCUCAGGUGGAGGAACAGGAUGAGAGUGUGGUGAAGAGCCAAGCUGAUUUCUCUGUCUACAGAGCCAGUCACAUCCACUCUGACUCAGACUACGACUCCCAGCUCUGCCGCAUCCAGGAACUACAACAGGCAUUCUCCCAGACCAUGGAGCAGUGUGCCCAGAGUAGCCAGGACCUCAGUGUGUGCCAACUGAGAGAGGAGGUAUCCAGACUCACCCAGCUCAAGGACAACACUGUGGCAGGCAGUGCAGAUGCGGGAUAACCUCCAGAGGCGUUGGAAGGCUGAUCUGCUGGAGGCCCGGGAGACUCUGAGGAGUCGGGCUGUGGAGGUGGAGCGGCAGGCAGCUGCAGCCAGGGGCCUGGAGGCUGACGUCCAGAGGGGCAGGAGGGAAGGACAGCAGAGAGAGGCAGAGUGUGGCUCUCUCAGGACCCAGCUGAUGACCCUCAGGGAGGAACUAAAGGAGGCCCAAGGAUGCUGCAGGGACACGGGACCCAGGUGGAGAGUCUGAAGAAGGAGGCAGGGGAGAGCAGGCAGGCCCAGCUCAGUGCUCAGCAGGAGGCCAACACACACCAGCAGAGGGCUCAGCAGCUGGAGGCAGAGCUGACCAACACCAAGGACACACUCAGGACUCUACAGCAACAGCUGCAGGAGCAGGCUGAUGCCAGCCAGGCACUGCGGGCAGAGCUGUCCCAGGAGCAGGCCAGGCAGCAGUAGCUGCAGGAGGGGAACCAGGGGGCCAGGGAGAGAGAGGGUCGACUGGAGUCAGAGAGAAACCAGCUCAGAACCAGCAUGGAAGCAGCUCACAGCCAGCUGAGGGAGCGGGAGAGGACUGUGGGGUGCCUGCAGGAGCGUGUGGUAGAGCUGCAGAGCACCACCCAGAGGCUGCAGGAGGUACAGACAGCCUGCCAGGCUCAGCUGUAGCAGUGAAGGAGGGAGCUGGAGAGCAGGGAGGGCCAGAGACACAGCCAAGAGGUCAGAGAUGGGCGUCUUUCAGGAGAUGGUGUGCAGGCUGAGGGAGUGUGUAGAGGAGGCCCAGGCCAGCAGCAGGCAGGGGACCAGGGACACAGCAGCAGCACAACACAGCCUCAGAGAGCUGAGACUGGAGCUGGCCUCCACCCAGGCUUCCCAUAGAGCAUGGAGAGCAUGGAGCUGGUGCGUGCCCUGCUUACACACAGCUGGCUGAGCAGAGUGGUGAGGCUGCAGGUCUACGUAGUGAGCUGUCCCGCCUGCAGCAGAGGUGCUCCUAGCUGUCAGAGGAGAGAGGGGGCCAGGAGGAGAGGACCAGGCAGCUGGCUGCAGAGCUCCACAGACUACGCACUGCCAGCAGACACUGGACGAGGUAUCAUCCCUCUCCCACCUGGACUCGGUCCUGUGAGGGCAGGCUGGCAGAGCUGAGUGCCCAGCUGGGGAGGUCUCAGUGCUGGGGCCAGGAGAAGCUGGUAGCCCUGGAGAAGGAGGUGGAGAUGGCUUCUCUCAGGGAGAACUAGCAUGCCAAUGUGGCCCAGGUGGAGGCCUUACACUCACAGCACGAUUCCAUGGAGCACAAGUACAGCACAGCAGCUAAUGAGGGAGAGUGAGCUGGUGAUAACCAACGUCAACCAGUGAGUGAAGCCGCAGAAGCAAGGGUCUGCAGGAGGAGAUGAAGAGGCUGAAGGCUGAGCUGGAAGAGAGCAGGAUUGAAGCCGAGAGGCCUCUCAAGCCAGUAUGAGUGGCCAGCGCAGUGCCCUGACCAGACCUCCCGUCCAGCUGCUCCACACAGAAUCUGCUCUGACUGCGACAGGAGCCUUGAGUGGCCAGAGAGACAACCUGUGGAGGAGGAGCUCUGGCUGCCAACCUGCAUCUGCACUAGUGCCAGACUCAGCCUGUGUCUGCCUGGCAGGGAGGGGGGCCACGUUUGCUGCUUAGGUGGCCAGAAGAGACCCUGGAGCGCAGACCCCUGCCAUGUGACCACCACCGCUGGAGCAGACCCGCUCUCUCAGCUGGGACAAGCCACGCCCUACACAUCUCAGGGAGGGACACUGGUGGGGGCUAGUAUGAACCAAUGAGAAGGGAAGUACAGGUAGUUAUGACUCAAGAGAAUACAGCACACAAAUAUUUAUGAUUUUGUAGCUUGAUAGAUAUGAAUAAAUUAUUGUAUUAUAUUUAAGAUUAUUUAAUGACAAUACCUAAACUUGAAUAAUUUAAUUUCUUUGGUAUUUUCAGUAUAUAUUUUUUCAAAAAUGAAUCUUUGUGGGACAAUAUUGUAAUAAUAAUAAUAAUAAUAUUGUAAUAUCUAACCAUUACUCCUUCAGCCCAGUUCUACAUUAUGAUUGUCUACGUAUUCACAACAGAUUCUGUUGAACACAUAUUCUGUGUUGUGAAUAAGUAGACAAUUACAAUCUUACCUGUACAGUAUCUGGGUCCUUCCACCAGUUCGGUGCCUUUUUAGAAGUGUAACUUGUGAUUUCACAAAAUGUUGACAUUCUGUCCUAAAGAGCACAUGUUCAACUUCAUAAAAAACACGUUGCCAUUCCAAUAGGUUAAAUAAAAAAAUACUAUAGCUAGUGCCUAUUAAGUGCUAAAUAAAGUAGCAGGGUUGACGGUAUCAGGGUUGACGGUAAUCAGGGUUGACGAUCUCGUUUUAAAUCAGCCAUAAAUCCUCUCGUGACAGGGGGAAUGGAAGCUUGUGUGUAACAGGAAGUGGCAAUUGAAACCCGUUAGUUUUCUAUCACAAAACAGAAAAUGGCCCAACAAGUUUUUACACUAUGAUUUGACUAUUUGAUGUUCAAUGUUUCUUUUGAAAAAUACAUUUUAAAUGAACAGUUUCACCAUAUUAAAACUAGAGGGUUGACCUUAAAAUGAGGGACAGAUGUGAAAGAAUCACUAAUCAAAUGAAAUAAAUAUAAUCUUCAGAACUGACUUAAGAUAACUAGGGAUGUACAAUGGAGAAAUGUUUGGAUUACAUGGGUUGAAGUCUUCCUAGAAGUGACACAGGGUUGGCAGAGGGACAUGUCAAAAUGCUGAAUUUAGCAAGCCUUUAUUCAUAUUAAAAAUCAGAUUAAUUGAAUUUUCCAUGCCGUUUAUAUUAAAGGGCACUUCAUUGAGUAGAACAGGCUUUUAAAAUUAAUAUCAAAAGGCACUCUUCGUGGAACGACCCAUCUGACAAAUAUUUGUAUCUAUCCAUUCAGGGUUUUGAUUUACAUUUUUAUAGAAACCUAGAAAGAAUUAGAAAAAAGUGUCCAGCCUUUUAUUGUGGUAUGAGAAAUAGUCCUGCUUAUUUCUGAGGUUGUCAAAUGAUUAAUUGAUGUCUAGAUCAAAGUACUAAAAAUGUAUUGGGGGGGAUUUCAUGGUUUCAGUCACCUAGAGCAAUACAUCCUUGAGUUCAUCGUAAGUCCUAAUGAAUUGUGUAGGCAGAGAAGUCUUUGUGGCCAAAUAAAAGUCUGGUAAAGGCAUCUAAACCCAUAACAA
Oncorhynchus masou masou (cherry salmon) is the source of this 6024-nucleotide messenger RNA. RefSeq names its product chromosome partition protein Smc-like. Gene Ontology annotation, biological process: spermatogenesis. The record is from RefSeq and is a predicted model, not a curated record. The coding region runs from base 183 to 602 and encodes 139 amino acids. NCBI's taxonomy places the organism in Eukaryota, Metazoa, Chordata, Actinopteri, Salmoniformes, Salmonidae. The transcript has 16 exons.